AUGAGUAAAGGCAGCAAUAACUGCGACACAUCUCCAGAACAGAAGCGCAAUAAACUCAACGACUUGCUCCAGAAAAGUUACAAGAAAGGAGACAUAGCCUUCAGACACGCAAUUGGGCUAGGCGCAACGGAAAAUGUCAUUCCUGUCUCCCAGCCCUUGACCAGCGGGCCCCCGCGCCCAGUGGAGGUGGGCUGGCACCCCGUGGGCGGGUUGGCGGGCAAGUGGUUUGCAGAGAAGACUGGGCUGGGGAAAUUGAUCACGGACAAGAUCAACGAAUACCCGGAUCCGACGCAGCAUUGGGCGAUGCUGGUGGGUGAGUAUGCGCAUCAGCUGUGGAUGGACGAGAACUUUGACGUCAUCUACACGAAUGCGCGGAUCAAACGAGAGGAGUGGAGGACGUUUCCGGUUGGCGAAACAUGCUUCAAUGACGAUGCGCUGCGGAGAACUGGCGAGGCCGUGAUACAGCAAAUCCGUAGUACACGCCCCGGCUACAAUCUCAUCAGCAACAACUGCCAGACCUACGUCUUACAGCUCCUCGACGCCGUCCGCGUCUCGCAGGUCAAAGAGUUCGCCACGACACUCGCUGUCUACGACCGUCUCUUCGGGGCUGGCAAGGUUUCUGAUCUGUUCGUCGAUGAUGAAGAAGGAAGCGCUGCUCCACAUCUACAGCCCGGAAGUCCAGCAGUAGUUGUAGCUCCGAUAGAAGGUCAGCAGACGGGCGUUAUUGGCGCGACGGCGGACCAAAGCCACAUGCUCUACCACCACCCCGAGGCGCUGCUGCAGCAAGGCGGCCAGGACACCUCUAGCGGACCCACGCAGCAGAACUCAAUCGUGUUUGCGCAACAAGUCAUGAAUGCUAACACAACGCAACUCAACUCGCAUGAUGAGAUGCACAGAGGUGUGCCCGAAAGCACAGAGAGAGGCUUUGAUGAACAGCCGUCCUUAAAAGCUAAGGAAAGAAGUUGGGGCAAGAAGACAAGUGAAAUAUUGGGGAGAUUUAAGAGAUAGACGACUAAUAAUGCUGCAGCUUAGUCUUUAAAUGCUAAGAAGAAGAGAGAUAAUCAUAACGUAAACUACUACUAAGCUAGCUAACUUACUGAGCCGGCUACUUUUCCUUAGCAUAGCUAACUUAACUUAUGUAUCUUUAAUUUAUCGCUAUUAGU
Parastagonospora nodorum SN15 is the source of this 1163-nucleotide messenger RNA. RefSeq lists its product as hypothetical. The record is from RefSeq and is a predicted model, not a curated record. NCBI's taxonomy places the organism in Eukaryota, Fungi, Ascomycota, Dothideomycetes, Pleosporales, Phaeosphaeriaceae. Bases 1 to 1008 code for a protein of 335 amino acids. The transcript has 4 exons.